AUGUCUACAUAUGUCAGACAUUCUCAAUUCAGAGCCGCCCAUAGGGUGAUCUCCAUCCAAUGGAGGGCCUGUAUUCAACAGCGCCGCUCUCUUCAUCAAGCUGGUACAGAGCCAGCCUCUUCAACCGGGAACGGAGUGCCUAUUGAAACUAUUCGCCUAGCUGUCAAAGACAAUAUCUCUGCCACAGGCUUCCCGACAACAUGCGCAUCAAAGAUUCUCUCAGGGAAUAUGAUCCCUUUUGAUGCUACCAUUGUUAGGCAAUUAAGGCAGAGGGGCGCCAGUGUGACCGGGAAGUGCGGUAUGGAUGAGUUCGGCAUGGGCACGCACUCUACGACAUCUGCAUUUGAAACCGUCCAUAAUGUAUGUGGACUGGAGAAAUACUCGGCUGGGGGGAGCUCAGGAGGUAGUGCCGUCGCUGUAAGAAAGGGAGAAGCAGAGCUGGCACUUGGAACUGACACGGGAGGCUCCGUUCGCAUGCCCGCCGCUUAUACCGGCGCCGUUGGAUUUAAACCAUCAUAUGGCAUGCUGUCUCGAUGGGGUGUUGUUCCCUACGCAAACUCACUAGAUACGGUAGGGUUGCUUGCCAGGAAUGUGGGACCUAUAGGCUCAGCAAUCAUAGGACAGGGCCUAUACUUGGAGCAUGAUCAUAACGAUCCAACAUCUAUUCCGUCUUCGGUUCGAAGAAGGUGUACGGCUGAGCGAAGAGGCUAUGGGUCCUGGAAUCCAAUUCAGGAGGGUGCGGUAAAAGGCUUGACUUUUGGUAUACCGAUUGAAUAUAACAUCGAAGAACUCGAUUCGCGCAUACGCCAAGGAUGGUUUACAGCAGCCCAGAAGAUUGAAGAGUUGGGAGGGCGAGUCAUCCCAGUAUCACUCCCGUCAACGAAAAACGCCCUUUCCGCAUAUUACGUAAUAGCACCGGCUGAGGCCGCAUCCAAUCUUUCCAAAUAUGAUGGUAUUCGGUACGGGCAGCGAAACGAGGAGCAAGUCAGUGAUUCUUUCGAAGGGAUUUUAUACGCAAAAACAAGAGACACCGGAUUCGGAAGCGAAGUCAAACGUCGUAUUCUGCUGGGUUCAUACACUCUCAGCUCCGAAGCUAUAGACAAUUACUUCAUACAGGCCCAAAAAGUCCGCCGCCUCGUCAAAAGAGACUUCGACCGUAUCUUUAAGUUAUCAAAUCCGCUGGAAGAUCAGCAGCCAUUCGACCUAAGCGAGAUGGAAGAUACAGUACAGCUCGAAAACAAGUUCGGACCCGCGCAAGUCGACUUCCUGCUGUGUCCUACCGCACCCACAACCCCACCCUUACUUGAGGAUGUUAUGAAACAGACUCCUCUGGAUUCCUACAUGAACGACGUCUUCACCGUCCCAGCCAGCCUUGCGGGCCUUCCCGCAAUCAGCAUCCCUAUGGAUAUACUAAUCGAUAGCACCAAAGAAGAGGAAAAGCUACUGAACUUUGGUGGCCUCCAGCUUAUUGGACAGUAUUGGGACGAUGCGCGGCUGCUUUCCGUAGCUGAGGUUUUGUCACCCCAUGUUUUGCAACGAAAGCUCUUCUAG
This is a messenger RNA of Annulohypoxylon truncatum, 1551 nucleotides long. RefSeq names its product amidase signature enzyme. Gene Ontology annotation, biological process: glutaminyl-tRNAGln biosynthesis via transamidation; mitochondrial translation. The coding region runs from base 1 to 1551 and encodes 516 amino acids. The record is from RefSeq and is a predicted model, not a curated record. The transcript has a single exon. Gene Ontology annotation, molecular function: glutaminyl-tRNA synthase (glutamine-hydrolyzing) activity. Lineage: Eukaryota; Fungi; Ascomycota; Sordariomycetes; Xylariales; Hypoxylaceae. Gene Ontology annotation, cellular component: glutamyl-tRNA(Gln) amidotransferase complex; mitochondrion.